AGGUAACUUCCGCUCUCGCAAGGCAAGGCUGCCUGGAGGUACUUCUGGUGAAGUGAGAACCUGCAGCAUUCCGCUACUCCUCCGUGCGCUGGUGUCCCGGUGUGUCCUCUUGGGGACCGAGUCUGCAUCUCCGGGAGAAGCGGGGCACCAGUGACGGCGGCCGGUCCUCUCACGCUGGGCUCUACCUGAGGUGGCGCUGCCCGGGAUUCCUGGACCGGUCUCAGCUGCUUGUGUAGCACAGUGGGGGACUCUAGCUUCCCACCUGAGCUUGGCGGAGGAGCUUUGAUGGCAGUGUAUUGAAGCCUUGAGUGCUUGCUUCCCAGAGCCCUGCCUUGUCUCAAAGAGAAGAGAACGAUGACCAAAUUACAGGAGGCAGUGACGUUCAGGGAUGUGGCCGUGGUCUUCAGUAAGGAGGAGAUGGGGCUGCUGGACGCUGCCCAGAGGAAGCUGUACCACGAUGUGAUGCUGGAGAACCUCAGGAACCUCCUGGCAGUGGGAGGUCAGAGUCCACACAAGAUGGAGACUCUUGACUUAACAGGAUCGAGGUGCCUUUCACUGGGGUGGCUUCCAUGUUGGCACAUGACAGACCAUGAUGUCAAGAAACUGGCCAGAGCUCCUGACCUUAUAGUAAAGAUUCAAGGAAAGAGUUCUCACUUCCUGGGGCAGUGCCACUCCUGCCACAGGGGAACAGAAGAGCCUCCCCGGGUCUCUGAGGAUGACAGCAGUCCAGACAGUCUCUCAAGCGGUUAUCCCUGCAUUACCGAAAAUCAGGAAUUUCUCUCUGGGAGAACCCUGAGUUCUUGGAGUAAAACACGUUUUAGUGAGAGACGUGACCGUGGGAAACACUGUCCUCAGACCCCGGUGAAAACCAAGCCACAGCUGUUGGCUCUGGGUGUUGACAUUCUGAGUUUCAUUUCCCAUCAGGAUAACAAUACACUGCAUGAAAGAGACAAAGUCCACAGCAGUGGUGACUGUGACGAAGUCAUCUGUCCCCUGUCACAACUCACCCAGGAUUGUGAUUACACAGAACGGAAGGCCUACCAGUGCAGCCAGGGCCAAGAAGCCUUGCUUGACAACCCCAGUCAGGAAAUUCAUCAGCAGGUCCUCUUAGGAAAUAUGUCCCUUGUACAUAGGACACAGGAGGACACCAGCUAUAACUCCAGUGUCCCCAUUCAACAAAGUGUUCCUCCAGGAAGAAAGCGCUACUGGUGUCAUGCGUGUGGCAAGGGUUUCAGUCAGAGCUCAAAUCUUCAGACUCACCGGAGAGUGCACACGGGGGAGAAACCCUAUACCUGCCCUGAGUGUGGGAAGAGCUUUAACCAGAGCUCACACCUGUAUGCUCACCUGCCCAUCCACACGGGCGAGAAGCCCUACUGCUGCGACAACUGUGGGAAGGGCUUCAGCCGCAGCUCGGAUCUCAACAUCCACUGCCGCGUGCACACCGGAGAGAAACCUUACAAGUGUGAGGUGUGUGGGAAGGGCUUCACACAGAGGUCACACGUCCAGGCCCACGAGAGAAUUCACACGGGAGAGAAGCCGUAUAAGUGUGGAGACUGUGGCAAACGCUUCAGCUGUAGCUCGAACCUUCACACCCACCAGAGGGUCCACACUGAGGAGAAACCAUACAAGUGUGACGAGUGUGGGAAGCGCUUCAGCUUGAGCUUCAACCUCCACAGCCAUCAGCGGGUCCACACGGGAGAGAAGCCGUAUAAAUGUGAAGAGUGCGGGAAGGGUUUCAGUUCAGCCUCAAGCUUCCAAAGCCACCAGAGGGUCCAUACAGGAGAGAAGCCGUUUUGCUGCAGUGUGUGUGGGAAGGGUUUCAGUCAGAGCUCUUAUUUUCAAGCCCACCAGAGAGUUCACACUGGGGAGAAACCGUACAGGUGUGAUGUGUGCGGGAAGCGCUUCAACUGGAGCUUGAACCUCCACAAUCACCAGAGAGUCCACACGGGAGAGAAACCGUAUAAAUGUGAGGAGUGUGGGAAAGGCUUCAGUCAGGCCUCAAAUCUGCAGGCUCAUCAGAGUGUCCACACCGGCGAGAAGCCGUUCAAAUGCAAUGUUUGCCAGAAGAGGUUCAGUCAGGCCUCGCACCUCCAGGCCCACCAGAGGGUUCAUACUGGGGAGAAGCCCUACAAAUGCGACACGUGUGGGAAAGCCUUCAGCCAGAGAUCCAAUCUCCAAGUCCAUCAGAAGAUUCACACUGGGGAGAAGCCGUUCAAGUGUGAGGAGUGUGGGAAGGGAUUCAGCUGGAGUGCGGGGCUUACUGCUCACCAGAGGGUCCACACGGGAGAGAAACCCUACACGUGUCAGCAGUGUGGGAAGGGCUUCAGUCAGGCCUCACAUUUCCACACGCACCAGAGGGUCCACACUGGGGAGAGGCCCUACAUCUGUGGCAUCUGCUGUAAGGGCUUCAGUCAGAGAUCACAUCUGGUCUACCACCAGAGGGUCCACAGUGCAGGGAACCUCUAGGUUUGUUCUGUCAGGUGGGCUCCAUGCUGCUGGCUGCUAAAAGCUUCCCCCAAACCCAGAGGCUUCAGGAGACUUCACUGGCGAGAUGUGCUUCUCUUAGGGAGAUCAAUUUUGUUUUUAUUUUUUGUUUGAGACUAGAUUGCUUUGGCUGUCCUGGAACUUGCUCUGCAGACCAGGCUAGUCUUGAACUCACAGAGAUCCACCUCCUUUUGCCUCCUGAGUGCUGGUAUUAAAGGUGUGCACCCAGCUGGGAGAUCAGUUCUUUACAAAUAUCAGAAAUUACAUAGGAGAGGAUAAUUGCUCUGGGUAUUGUUACCAUGCUCAAGAGUUGUAAGGUUGCCACCCUCGGGAUAUGACAGGGCAGGAAAACCUCAGAAUCUAUCCAUGGCUGCAGGAAGGCUGCAGGAAGGGCUUCAAGCAAAGCUGGUGACAGGCAGAACCGUCGUUGACUGGAGCAUCCCUUCCUCUGGGCAGAGUUGCAUGUGGCCCAGGGCCCAGCCAAUUCUGGAGCAAGUGAGAAAAGACCCUGUGAGUCAGACUCAAAUUUGAAAACACUCGCCCGCUUUCAACCCUGCAUUCAUAUUGAUUCGUACUCCCCAGUAAUCUUACAGGGGCCUUUAGUCAUCGUCCUUGGGGUAUAGUGCUCCCCAGUCAAGUCUGCAGUGUGUGGCCUGCCUAGUAGCCAUUUUGCUUUGCACAGCAUAGCAACUCUACUGGAUGAUGUUUAGUAUUUGUAUUUAGUAGACCAAAACAAUGCUCUUUUUUGAAAAUUUUGUACUCAUCAGCCUAGUAAGAUGAAUUGAAACUUACGCGAUUGGAAUUUUGGGCCCUGAAUUCACUGGGGAGAGGGCCUUUUACUGUAAUCCCUGCUGCAAAUGUUUUUACAAAGUAUUUCACUGAUGACAGAAAGGUUCUCAGUAAACUUGAGUUGUCAAUGA
This is a messenger RNA of Rattus norvegicus (Norway rat), 3404 nucleotides long. RefSeq names its product zinc finger protein 235 (gene Znf235). Gene Ontology annotation, cellular component: nucleoplasm; nucleus. Bases 355 to 2466 code for a protein of 703 amino acids. NCBI's taxonomy places the organism in Eukaryota, Metazoa, Chordata, Mammalia, Rodentia, Muridae. Gene Ontology annotation, biological process: regulation of DNA-templated transcription. The record is from RefSeq and is marked inferred. The transcript has 4 exons.